AUGGCCCGCUCAGAUGACGAGGAUGACUACAUGUCCAUGGUGGUAGAGGAGCCCAAGCAGAAAGAAUCGUUCACCCAGAAGAAACUCCGACUGCAGCGCGAGGCCGAGGCGCGCGGAAGAGUCCCGUCGAAAGCCGAACGUGCUGCCCAGGAGGCUCAACGGCGCGAUGAAGCUCUGGCAAAAAGCACUCUGGACCCCUCCAACAAAGGGUUCAAGAUGAUGGCGAAGCUAGGCUUCAAGCCGGGGGAUGCGCUGGGCAAACGCGUCGACGAAACUGCGGAGAGCAAUGGCUCAUCGCAGGCACGCUCGGAGCCAUUGAACUUGGUCAUGAAGGAGAACCGUGGUGGCAUCGGUCUGGAUAAUGAGAAGAAGCGCAAGAUCCGUGAGCAGGCUGAAGAAGCAGCCAAGAAGAUCAAGCGCGAAGAAGGCGACUACCGGGACCGUGUGAGAGAGGAAAGGGAACUCCGACGCAACGAAGCGCUAGUUCGGGCUGCCCAAAAGGUUGUGGAGCGAUUGGAUACAGAGGCCGAGGAAGAGGCUACGGGACAUACGGAACAAGGCGCUGGGGACGACCAGGAUGAAGGUCAAACUGAAGCAUCCGAAGGUCCAAAAGCCCAGGACACACCUCGCAGGUCGGCGCCAGUGAAACCGACUGCACAGAUCAACGUUCUCUAUCGUGGACUCAUUCGCGAGCGCCGGGACCGCGAACUCCACGCCCAGGCACGACGCGCCCUCCAAAGUUCCCUCCCUUCAUCAUUCUUCCCGAAGCAAGACCUACCGGGCUACGAAGACAGCGAAUUAGGACCAGAAGAUCAAACGGCUCUGGGGAUGAAGGUUGGACCUCACAUGACAACCUUGGAACAAGAGGUGGAAGAGGAAGAUCCGGAACUCGAGGCGUUCAAUGCGCUUGACGCCGCAGAGCGCCUCCACAAGAUUGUGGUCUAUCUGCGUGAGACUUAUCGGUAUUGCUUCUGGUGCAAGCAUCGUUACCUCACGGAUGAGGACCUAGAGAGCUGUCCCGGGUUAACCGAGGAAGACCACGAUUGA
Molecule: messenger RNA, 1047 nt
Organism: Penicillium chermesinum
Lineage: Eukaryota; Fungi; Ascomycota; Eurotiomycetes; Eurotiales; Aspergillaceae
Product: putative G-patch domain protein
Exons: 2
Coding region: 1-1047 (348 amino acids)
Cellular component (GO): kinetochore
Molecular function (GO): nucleic acid binding
Source: RefSeq, a predicted model, not a curated record